CUUCCCAAUGAUCAGCUACAGUUCCUGUUUCCUUUUUUGUUGAUCGACUCGACUGCACAUAUAUUGUAUGGUUGUGUGGCCUUAUCUUUGUUAUUGUCUGGCAGACAGUUUAACCGAUUACAAUGGCCCAGCCGAUUGUAUCCUUUGCACAUGUCCUGCUGCUGUUUUGUGUGAUUGUCCAGUGUGUUGAUCCCCCUCCACAUGGUGAACUAGCAAAGAGAGCUCGCUACAUCGUGCAUAAGGCUGACUGGUGCGUCAUAACCACCCUUUCAUCCAGCCCAGCAUUGCUUGGCCAACCAUUUCCCAACCCUACUUCCAUGAGCGAUGGGCCGGUGGACAAGAGUUCUGGCAUUCCCUACAUGUAUCAGCCCACUGUAUCCUACAUAGUGCAGGAUAUUUCCCAGAACAGCAAAGUGACAUUGACUUUCAGCGAGGCCCAGUUUGGACUGAAAGAAUGCCUCUUAACCAAAGAUUCAGACCCGGAGUGGCCAAUGUGUGCAAGGCUGAUGUUGAUGGGUGACAUGCACUUAGUGAAAGAUGCGGCAGGCAACGCCACGGCCAAAGCAGCCCUCUUCCCUCGCCAUCCUUCCAUGUCCAGCUGGCACUUCCAUCAACACACCUUCCUCAAGAUGGACAUCAAUCAAAUUCUGCUUCUGGAUUACUUUGGUGGCUACAGCAAUGUCUCAGUGGCUGAUUAUUUCAAGGUCAAUCUAGACUAAUGAAGUACAGUGGUGGUACAGGGUUUGUAUUGUCUUGUCAAUUCAUUGGAUGAAUAUUGUACAAAUAUAACAUGGUUUAUAUCGGGUGGACAGUCGAUAUUUGCUCCCCGAGGUAUUGGAAGUUGAGUUUGUCAACUUCCAAUACCGAGGGGAGCUUAUAUCGACUGUCCACCCAAAAUAAACCAUGUUAUAUUUGUUUAACUAUACCUCAUACAUAUUCAAUUGCCAAAUUUUCCCUGAUGCAAUAAGUACAAUGUAUGCACCUUGCAGGCAAAAUAUAUCUUCGGAGAAAUUUGUCCAGCGCACCAGAGGAAUAAUAUUGCUCAACCUCCGAAAAGUUCAGUUCGUUUGCAAUACAGUAACUACGGUUGUAAAUACAAUCAUUUGUGGACAAUUUGUUUUAUUACAGAAGACAUCUUUAUUGUCCAUCAUAUUCUCCAAUUCGGCAUCAUUGAGCUCGGGAAAACACUAAUUAUUUACAUGUGCAACCAUGAUCUUUUCAUGUGUAGCUAGCUCGGGCGAUAUUCCCGCGUGUGUACUUCACCCGUGCAACAGUUCCAUGAUUGCUUUGUAAUGCGCAUGCGUACCACUAUGCAUGCAUAUUUAGCCUGUGCGUGAAUACUUGCGCGUGCAUUUGGUAAACAGCAACAAUAGCAUCUGGCACUUGAUGGUGAAUGGACCAGUGAGAAUUCGGCUCUCGGUCAUGAAUAUGUAUGAGGUACAGUAAAAUGAUAUAGUACACCAAAAAGAGGCUACUAGGAGAAGCAAUAUUUUGAAGUUUACUUAAGUUGACAUCUCCACUCCAAACAUUGUGUUUUUGAUGAGUCACCCAUAUCACAACGCCCUGUUCAAGGGCCAUCCAAGGUGAGGGCCACACAGGGAAAUCGAAGAAAAAGAAGGAAAAAAAUACUUCAAGUAGAAAGUAUUGACGUUACCUUUGAACUGGGACAGAUCAUUAAUCAACUGCAACACAAGAAACUGGAUGAAUACUUCCUAGAAUUUGCUGUUGGAACAACUGCAAUUUUAUGUUUUUGUUUGUUUGAAUUCCAUAAGAUGGAAUUUUUUGUCCGAAUACUCAAUGUUGAGUUUGUGUUUGUAUGUGGUCGGAUUAGUAUUUCAGUAUGUACAUGUAAAUUACUGAAGGAUAAAUGAUUAACUGCAGGACAGUAUUAGUCGGAUGUUAACCUUAAAAUUAGAAACAGGAGGCCUCUUCCUCAGCAAACAAUGAGGGCGAUUCACAAUGCAGUGCACCACCAAGAGGUUGCCACAGAGAGUUCAUUUUUUCCCAGUGCAGUGUGGGAGAUGGUUGACAAAUUCGCAGCGU
Molecule: messenger RNA, 2043 nt
Organism: Patiria miniata (bat star)
Lineage: Eukaryota; Metazoa; Echinodermata; Asteroidea; Valvatida; Asterinidae
Product: protein CREG1-like
Exons: 5
Coding region: 123-719 (198 amino acids)
Source: RefSeq, a predicted model, not a curated record